Neopsephotus bourkii (Bourke's parrot) is the source of this 2725-nucleotide messenger RNA. RefSeq names its product solute carrier family 45 member 1 (gene SLC45A1). The transcript has 12 exons. The record is from RefSeq and is a predicted model, not a curated record. Gene Ontology annotation, molecular function: sucrose:proton symporter activity. Gene Ontology annotation, cellular component: membrane. Lineage: Eukaryota; Metazoa; Chordata; Aves; Psittaciformes; Psittacidae. The coding region runs from base 431 to 2707 and encodes 758 amino acids. Gene Ontology annotation, biological process: transmembrane transport.
CUGCCGCACCGCGCGCGGACCGCGGCUCUUAUACCGGGGGGCGGAGCCGCUGCAGAGCCCGCCGCGCCCACCGCGCGAUGCGCUCCAGUCGGGAGCUGCCUUAAAGGGGCGAUGGCCGCGCGUGGGUGGUAAAGGGCAGCAGCUGACAGCAGCAGUUCAGCAGCCUUGCCUUCUGAAGUCAGCUGGCUGGCUCUCAAAAGACAGCCCAUAUUUGAAUGGAAAAAGGUAAUUGAGAACAUCCAGUCAGACUUUGCAUGGCAUGAGGCAGAAACAGGAUUUUCUAGCAGGGUGGCUUCAGGAAGGAAUUUAGGAAAGGAGCAUGACUUAAUGUGAGUGCUCAUGAUGAUCACAAGGAGUGCUACCAUGGGGAAGUUCGUAAAUGGAGUUUUGAAGGAACUGUUUAAAAUUCUAAUAUAGACGCCUACCUGUGAUGAUUCCACCAUCUACAACAACCCCUGUCGGUGAUGCUGCACUCUUGCCAAAUGUGGCUUCUCAGGAAAUCUGGAGGUCACAAGUGCCAGGCUAUUCUGGAUCGGUCACACGGCACAUAAGUCAUCGGGCCAACAACUUCAAGAGACAUCCAAAGAGGAGAAAACACAUUCGCCCUUCGCCACCACCACCACCAAAUACUCCAUGUCCUAUUGAUUUGAUUGACUUUGGGGAUCUUCAGCCUCAGAGGUCUUUCCUAGAACUCCUCUUUAAUGGGUGCAUUCUUUUUGGGCUUGAGUUCAGCUAUGCCAUAGAAACAGCCUAUGUUACCCCUGUGCUGCUUCAGAUGGGGCUUCCAGACCAACUGUAUGGAAUGGUGUGGUUCAUCAGCCCUAUAUUAGGAUUUUUGCUACAGCCUUUGCUGGGAGCCUGGAGCGACAGAUGCACAUCAAGAUUCGGGAGGAGACGACCUUUCAUUCUGGUCUUAGCAAUAGGAGCGUUGCUUGGGCUCUCGCUUAUGCUUAAUGGCAAAGAUAUAGGAAGCACCUUGUCUGACACUGCGAAUAACCACAAAUGGGGUAUCAUUCUUACGGUCUGUGGUGUUGUCCUCAUGGACUUCAGUGCAGAUUCAGCAGACAAUCCCAGUCAUGCCUACAUGAUGGAUGUGUGCAGCCCAGUGGAUCAAGACAGGGGCCUCAACAUCCACGCUUUGUUAGCAGGUCUUGGAGGUGGCUUUGGUUAUGUUGUUGGAGGAAUACACUGGGAUAAAACCAGUUUUGGAAAAGCUGUGGGAGGGCAACUUCGUGUCAUCUAUGUCUUCACCUCAGUUACACUGACUAUCACUACUGUACUGACUCUAAUUAGCAUUCCAGAAAGACCCUUAAGGUCCUUUGUCAGGAAGAAAAAGGUGAUGAAGAGUCCAAGUCUUCCUCUCCCUCCUUCUCCACCUUUCUUCUUUGAGGAGGGUGUAAAUGAAAACUUUGCUUCUCAUAACUCAGCUCACUUACAUGCAAGCUUUACGAGCCCCGUUUCCCCCCUGAGCCCACUCACACCCAAAUAUGGCAGUUUUAUCAGCAGAGACAAUUCCUUGACAGGAAUUAAUGAGUUUGCAUCAUCAUUUGGGACUUCAAAUAUUGACAGUGUGCUUAUAGACUGUUUUACAGGCGGGCACAAUAGUUACGUAGCACUUCCAGCUAGCCUGCCCAGACAGCCUGUCAGUGUCAGCUUUCCUCGGGUGCCUGAUGGCUGUUACCAAGGACAAAAUGGAAUUUUGGAGCAAGGGGAGAGCAGCAUAACACCGGGGCCUGACGGCGAGGUGCUGAGGGUGGGCUCACUGGAUACGAUAAAGCCACGGUCAUCAGGGAUCCUGAAAAGGCCUCAGACCUUGGCCAUUCCAGAUAUCGUAACAGGACACUGUCCAGAAAAUAGCAGAAGAAGAAACGUAACCUUCAGCCAACAGGUUGCUAAUAUCUUGCUGAAUGGUGUAAAAUAUGAGAGCGAGCUGAAUGGAUCCAGCGAGACCACUGAGCAACCACUCUCCAUGAAACUCCUUUGUUCCACCAUCUGCCAGAUGCCCAAGGCUCUCCGCAAUCUCUGCAUCAACCACUUCCUAGGAUGGCUUUCGUUUGAGGGGAUGUUACUCUUCUACACUGACUUCAUGGGAGAAGUAGUGUUUCAAGGGAAUCCAAAAGCGCCUCACAACUCAGAUGAGUACCAGAAGUACAACGCUGGGGUCACCAUGGGCUGCUGGGGAAUGUGCAUCUAUGCAUUCAGUGCUGCUUUCUAUUCAGCCGCACUGGAGAAGCUGGAGGAGCGGUUCAGCACACGGACACUGUACUUUGUGGCAUAUUUGUCCUUCGGGCUCGGCACAGGUCUGGCCACCCUCUCCAGGAAUGUCUAUGUGGUGCUGUCACUAUGUGCUACCUACGGCAUCCUCUUCGCCACGCUCUGCACGCUGCCCUACUCCCUGCUGUGCGACUACUAUCAGAGCCAUGAGUUUGUAGGCUCACAGGCGGAGGGCACACGGCGUGGGAUGGGCGUUGACAUCUCCCUGCUGAGCUGCCAGUACUUCCUGGCCCAGAUCCUCGUGGCCCUGGCCAUGGGACCACUGACAGCAGCUGUGGGCAGUGCCAGCGGUGCCAUGUAUUUCGCCAGCCUGAUGUCCUUCCUAGGCUGUCUCUUCUCGUCCCUCUGUGUCACCUAUGAGCUGCCACCCACCGAGGAGCUGCCUCCCACGGAAGAGCAGCGCCCGCUCUUGCCCCACGCGCGGAACGAAUAAAUGGGAGAAGCCACCACA